UUUCUUCCAUCGGGCCGCAUUACAAAUUUCAUGGCGAAGCAUUCCGUAUAUAAAAAGCCUGGGAAAGCAGCGAAAGAGAGAAAAACCUCACAAUAACAUUACAGGCUUUUCACAUACCUAAGUACUGUGACCACUGUUACAUGCUCCAACACCAACAAUGGCAGCGGCCAUAGCCAGAGAUGAAUCCAACUACGACAGCAGCUCCUCAUCGAUAACCGUACCCGACUCCAGCCGAAGCUGGAUGAGCAACCUAAGCUUCGGAAGCCGCCGGAGCUCGGUUUCCCUCUGUUCCGUCGAAACUUCUCUCUACAGUUCCCAUAAGCCGCACAAGGCGAACCAGGCGCCAUGGGAAGCCAUGAAGCGACUCAAGAGAGCCAAAGGUAAAGUCGGACUCGAUCAUUUUCUGCUCCUUCGUAGAGUGGGAAGCGGAGACAUAGGGAAUGUUUAUCUUUGCCAGAUAAGGAACCCUAUGGUUGGGUUGCCUCAGUGUUUUUACGCCAUGAAAGUGGUGGAUAGAGAAGCUCUCGCUAUAAGGAAGAAGUUGCAGAGGGCUGACAUGGAGAAAGAGAUUCUGGGUAUGCUCGAUCAUCCGUUUGUACCCUCUUUGUAUGCAGAGUUCGAGGCUUCUCAUUACUCUUGCUUGGUAAUGGAGUAUUGCCCUGGCGGGGACUUGUAUGUUGCGAGGCAACGCCAACCGGCAAAGCGUUUCAGCAUUACAUCUGCUAAGUUUUACGCUGCCGAGAUACUUUUAGCGCUAGAGUAUCUGCACAUGAUGGGCAUUGUUUACAGGGACCUGAAACCAGAGAACGUUUUGGUUAGAGAAGAUGGGCAUAUUAUGCUUUCAGAUUUCGAUCUUUCCUUCAAAUGCGACGUUGUUCCAAAGCUGCUAGGUCGAAAACCCAACUUGGAAGACGCUGAAAAUUACGACAGCUACUGCUUGACUCCUUCAUGCGCUACCCCCAUGCAACCAGUUCUGUCUUGUUUCUCGUCUUCCAGCAGGAAGAAGAAAGGUUCUAGAGUCACAACAAUCACAGAACAAGGUCAUAGUUGCGGCCAUGAAGUUGGUCCGGAGCUGGUGGCCGAACCAAUCAAUGCCAAGUCCAAGUCUUUCGUCGGAACCCACGAAUACUUAGCCCCAGAAGUGAUUUCAGGGCAAGGCCACGGGAGUGCAGUGGACUGGUGGACGCUAGGGGUGUUUUUGUACGAAAUGUUGUACGGUAGAACGCCUUUCAAAGGCGAAAACAACGAGAAAACACUGAUUAACAUCCUUAAACAGCCUUUAAUGUUCCCCAGAAUCAGUGUUCAAAGCGGUAAAGAAUUUGAAGAGAUGGCCAAAGUUCAAGAUCUCAUCAGCAAGCUACUGGUGAAGAAUCCAAAGAAGAGAAUAGGAAGCUUGAAGGGGUCUGUUGAAAUCAAAAGGCAUGAGUUCUUCAAAGGGGUGAAUUGGGCUCUUAUUAGAUCAGUAAGGCCACCUGAAGUCCCCAGUGAUGUGUACAAGAGUAGGAGCAGUAGGGGUCACAUUCCAAAGCUAAGGAAAGAAGAAAGAGAUGCCCCAUAUAAAAUCCCUCGUCAUUUUGAUUAUUUCUAACUCUAGAAGUGUAAAUUAAAAUAUCCCCCCAAAAAAGAGAGUUGUUUUUCCUGCAAAUUUGAUGGUUUGGAUUAAUUAACAUUUAAUUUUUUUUUAUGUAUUCUGACGUGUUAAAGG
Molecule: messenger RNA, 1705 nt
Organism: Hibiscus syriacus
Lineage: Eukaryota; Viridiplantae; Streptophyta; Magnoliopsida; Malvales; Malvaceae
Product: protein kinase PINOID 2-like
Exons: 2
Coding region: 158-1588 (476 amino acids)
Biological process (GO): protein phosphorylation
Cellular component (GO): plasma membrane; cytoplasm; nucleus
Molecular function (GO): protein serine/threonine kinase activity; ATP binding
Source: RefSeq, a predicted model, not a curated record